GGAUAUGAAGAAAGCAUGGCGGAGCUGAAUACGAGUGUGUGCAUCUCAGGAUUUGUACUUGGCUCAUUGAUGUUUCAGCAUUUUAACAGCGACUCUGAUGCGGAAGGGUUCAUUCUUGGGGAAUGCAAAGCAGAAGAAAGAAGCAAUAUCACAGACUCCCAGAUAGAUAAUAUUCAGUUUGAGCACAUAAUAAACAUUCAAAAACACAUUUCCUGUCACAGACUUGGUAGCUUUUAUAGUAAUGCUGGAGAGGUGAAACAUGAUGAAAUGAGACGCAUUCUGUCCUCUUAUAAAGAGGAGAAUGUGAUUGGAUGGUACAGGCAGCGAAGGAACACAGAACAGCGAAUGACCUUCAGAGAGCAGGUGGUUCAUCGGAACUUGAAGAAAGCAUUAUCUAAUCAUGAGCUUGUCUUCCUGCUUCUGACGCCAACUGUGGCCACAUCCUCAGGCUCCACCCACCGCCUGGAGUACUCCAUCUACAGGUCACAUGGCAGCAGUCAGUACCAUAAUAUCCCUAUCCUGGUGAAUAACCUGGGGAUGCUGGAACAGCAAGACUACUGGAGGUCCUCUGCACCUUGCUCCUCCUUGAGCUACAGCCGAGCAGUGAAGAAACACAGGUCAAGGUUCUUCUCUUCAGAUGGGUCUCUGAUGGAGGUCAACGAGGUUAAUGAUAUGAACAACACCUUGCAGGCCGAACUGAAGGCUGCCUGUGUAGAAGUGGAGGAGAGUGAGCGAUCAGUUGAGAAGCUGCUUGCUGAAGUCUUGGCUCUCAGGAAAGCUGUUGCUGAGAAGAAGGGGCAGCAAGAACAGCAUGAAAAAGAUCAGCAUUCCAUCUCAGAUCAGCCUCAGGAGAACAUGAUGUUGUGUGAGGCAAUGAAGGUGCUGUUCCCAGAGUCCCCUCUGCUGCAGACCCGGGCGCUCACCUUCCAGGGUGUCCCAGUGCCAGAGUUGUGCUGCAACACUGACCACAAGAUUGACAUAUCAUCUUCGCUGCCACUUAUCCUCACCCACUGGAACUCCCAAGCAAGGAAGUGGGGGAUGGGCAGACAGGUGAGGACCUGGGGGAAGCGCCGUUUCACAGACGCCUUCCAGACGACAAAGAAGAAGAAAAGGAGCACUUCGGACACAGACAUUGAAGGUUCACUGACAGUCAGUGAAUCAAAGAGUGAGGAGGAGCUGUUUGUCUCUGAAAAUGGAAAUCUGGAAAUGUCCAACUCUCCAGUCUUCUGAAGACCCCAAGAAUUUUCCGUAUU
Molecule: messenger RNA, 1253 nt
Organism: Megalops cyprinoides (Indo-Pacific tarpon)
Lineage: Eukaryota; Metazoa; Chordata; Actinopteri; Elopiformes; Megalopidae
Gene: abraxas1
Product: abraxas 1, BRCA1 A complex subunit
Exons: 9
Coding region: 16-1230 (404 amino acids)
Biological process (GO): attachment of spindle microtubules to kinetochore; protein K63-linked deubiquitination; mitotic spindle assembly
Cellular component (GO): nucleus
Molecular function (GO): polyubiquitin modification-dependent protein binding; microtubule binding
Source: RefSeq, a predicted model, not a curated record